CUAGCCUCGUACCUACCUCGAGCUUCCGCGCUUCUGUACCAUUUUUUCAAAAGGUCCCAUGCCUGGUUGAUCAGUGUGCCAUAAUCUCUGCUUCAGGAGGGUUGGAAAUGGCCACGAUUACGGAUCAUAGCAUAUGCGGGGAGCCCUUCCAGACGUUCCAGGGGACCUCGCGAUCGCCCAGGAGCCAUGUCGACAGUCAACCGCUACCCACAGAUUCAAUGGUUACUGUGCCACUCUCCGAAGCCCCGACAGAUGGAGGAGGCAUGGAUGAGGACGUGGAAUCUACGGCGCGAACGCCACUAAAACCGGAAAUCACUGUAGGAGAGAGACGGUUAUCCUCACGACCCACCUCAGAGGAGAUUCUCAAAGCCUUCCGCGAACCCCGCGCCUCAGAUGCCUCACUGGACGACUCGAUUGUGCGGAACUCCACGCUUUCCCUGGCGGAUAACACGGCAGCGGAGUCACCGACAGGAGGCAAUCGGCCAAGGAGCAACAGCAGUGUCUCUGAUCAUAGCGCCCGCGUUGAUUGGGCUGAGCUGGAAAAGAAGGAGGAACAGGAGCCGCAGGAAGAGGGUCAAGAUGAGGCAAUGGCGUUGCUGCUGGCUCGACUGGAACAGGAAAAUAACGCCUUGACCGCAGAUCCCAAAUCGGCUUUGAAAGCUACACGGCAACGAAGCCAGUCGCGACCGCCGUCGAUCAACCAGCUCAAACGUCUUAUACAGAGGCAGGAUGCGGCCGAAGUGCGGUUCUCCCAACUACCCUCCCCGCCCCCGAUGACCGAACUCGAGUUCUGGGCGGCGUUAGUGAGGGACUACCCACAAACAGUGCAACGGUUACCCACGUUGACACUCAACAAAAUACGCGGAGGAAUCCCUGCACCCCUGCGUGGGGUUGUAUGGCAGAGUGCCUCAGGCGCCCGGGAUAAGCUGAUCGAAGAUCAAUAUGAUACACUUUGCGGAGAGUCGAGUCCCUACGAGAAUAUCAUCAACAAAGACCUUGGGCGAAGCUUUCCCGGUGUGGAGAUGUUCAAGGAUCCGGACGGCGAGGGCCAGAAGAUGCUGGGCCGGGUACUGAAGUGCUUCAGCCUGUACGACCAUAAGAUUGGAUACUGCCAGGGCCUGGGCUUCCUGGUAGGUCCUCUGCUCAUGCAAAUGGGCGAUAAGGAGGCCUUCUGUGUCCUCGUACGGCUCAUGGAAGACUACGAUCUGCGCUCUUGCUUCCUUCCGGACCUUUCUGGCCUUCACCUUCGCAUCUUCCAAUUCCAACGCUUACUGCAUCACCACAUGCCGAAGCUGGCCGCACAUCUGGAGUCACUACAGGUAGAGUCUGCGUAUCUGUCGCAGUGGUUCUUGUCUUUCUUUGCAGUAACGUGCCCGCUUCCAAUGCUCUUUCGGAUCUACGACGUCCUCUUCGCCGAAGGCGCAAGCGAGACGAUUAUGCGUGUCGCUCUUGCGCUGAUGAAACGAAACGAACAGCGUAUCCUGGCGCUGAGUGAGUUCGAAGACGUGAUGCAAUUGCUUCUUGGACGGAGCCUGUGGGACCCGUAUGGCAGGAAUUCUAAGUCUGCGGAUGAGCUGGUGAACGACUUUGUCAGCUUCACCAACGAUGUUACUCGCGAGCGUCUUCAAGGACUUGAGGCAGCGUUCAAGGAGUCUCAAAAUGAAGGGACGUCGAAAGAGAUACAAAAAUCGGCAACUUCAUUCCUGGGUCGCUUGUGGCCCAUUUCCAACUCGUCCACGAAGUCCGUGGCGCUAAGUCCUGGCCUGUCAGCGCCGAGUAGGCCGAUCAGCUUUAUGCGCCGCACGCCUUCAAAACAAAGUCUAGCAUCCACUAUGAUGUCGGAGCAUGGCUCUGACAGCUCGGGCAACACGCAAAGCACGGCCUUGACAGAUCUUUCGCGUGGUUCCUCAGGGGAUGCGCUCUCUGUCAAAUCAGGCCACGAGUCGAUGGCAUUCUCUAUCCGCGCUGGUCAUUCGGCGAAGGACCGGGACCUACAUUUUCAGAUCGAGCAGUUGCUGAUGUCUAUCAGUCAACUGCAGCGGCAGAACAGCGAGCUGGAAGCAGCUCUGCAGAAACAGCGUGAAGAUCGCAGAGAAGACCAUCGUAUCAUUCGCGCAGCGAUUGCGAAGAUGCGCAAUCAGGGUCCCUCGCUAUCAGCGCCGUCCUCCAAAGAAACCAGAAGGAGAACUACCAUCACCGCAGCAGAGGUGACGAUACCGCCUACCGAAGCCAAUAAUGCUACUCCAAUACCGGAUUAUGUUAGAGAGGCUGCAGACCUCCUCGAUGGACGCUUUCCUGCACAGCAGACACAUCACCGUGCCUCCUCCAUGUUCGAAACAAAGGCGGUCCUGAAAGACUCACUGGCCCGGACGAAAGAGCAGCUAAGCAAUGAGACGCUCCGCGCCGCUUCGUUAGCCCGCGAUCUUAACGACACACAAGCCGAACUUCAGUUGGCGCGGGACGCCUUGAAGGAGACGAGACACCGACUUCAAGAGUCAUAUAAUCAGAACCAGCGGUAUGAGAAGACUAUCCAGGAACUUCGACAGAACGCACGGAAAGGUUCAGUCCCCUGGAUUGGAGGGGGCGACACCCCUGAUAGUUCUCCUUCCCUCUCACGGAGCAGUACGGCGGACAGCGGCGUAUCCACGUCCACAACUACUGGCGGCCUGCGCGAGCUGCGACUGGGACGCUCAGCUAGCCAGAAGAAACGGGAACCACCGCCUCCCGUGCCCCAUUUCGCGAAGCGCACAUCCUCGCUCGCCUCACAGACCUUCAUUCCUUCAUCAUCUUCCUCCACAACUUGUCCGGCCGUUUCAGCGGAAAACACAUCUACUGCUGCAACCGCCACAGCUCCGCCACCACCCGCCGAUACCGAAGCCCUUCUCCUCGAGCUCGUGAACGCCAAAACAGCCGAAGCGGUAGCGAAACAGGAACUUGAGGAGUUGAAAGCACGAUUUGAGAGCAUGAAGAAAGCGAUGGGGCUUACGCCAACGGGUCUUGGUACGUCUGGGCACUCGCAAUCCCCUUCGUCGGCCGGAAUGCUCCACUCGAAGAGCGCAUCUGCUACGCCUGUAUCGACGCCGCCUGCGAGUGGAGCCAGUGUUGUGGGCGGCUUCUGGGCCGGGUGGAAGAGGAGUGUUAGUACUAGUAAUGUCGGGGCCGGAUCUUGAGGAUAUGGCACAAUAUAUGGACGGGCGUGAGGACGGAGAAGGCGUUGGUAUAUAUCGCGAUGGUAACGCCGGGGAAGACGAUGUCAUCGGCUUGUGCAUAGUUGCCUGUACGAUGCGGGGAAGGAAUACGUUCUGUUGCAUGUUGGAGUAUAUACAGCAGUGAGCUGCGCGAAGAAGAGGGAUGACUGGAUGGUUUGUUAAUGGUGUUUGCGAUACCUCGCCCACUUAGCGCUCAUGCUUGGGCUUGUUUGUAUGGCUUUAGU
Molecule: messenger RNA, 3433 nt
Organism: Westerdykella ornata
Lineage: Eukaryota; Fungi; Ascomycota; Dothideomycetes; Pleosporales; Sporormiaceae
Exons: 3
Coding region: 108-3170 (1020 amino acids)
Source: RefSeq, a predicted model, not a curated record